Messenger RNA from Opisthorchis viverrini, 3140 nucleotides. RefSeq lists its product as hypothetical. Gene Ontology annotation, cellular component: mitochondrion. The transcript is spliced from 18 exons. Gene Ontology annotation, biological process: fatty acid metabolic process; carnitine metabolic process. The coding region runs from base 1 to 2949 and encodes 982 amino acids. Gene Ontology annotation, molecular function: carnitine O-palmitoyltransferase activity. NCBI's taxonomy places the organism in Eukaryota, Metazoa, Platyhelminthes, Trematoda, Opisthorchiida, Opisthorchiidae. The record is from RefSeq and is a predicted model, not a curated record.
AUGGCGGAAGCCCAUGCUGCGGUUGCUUUAACUUUUACUGUCAGCUCUGAAGGAAUAGCCUUCGAUAUCAACAAACACGCGAUCGAGGCAGUAAUCAAGUCCGGCUUAGUAGCCGGAAGGAAGCGCCUAAUACGGUUUAAGAACUCAAUUUACAACCAAGUCUACCCAUUUCAUCCUUCGAGUUGGUUUUACUUCGCCUUCACUGUAUUCGCCGGCAUAUAUCUGCAUCCGGAUUACAGGCAGUCGCCCUGUGGCAUCCCCAUACUGUACUUGGAAGAUAUUUUACAGAGUUAUAUGGGCAUCACGCGCCAUUACCACGUCCCCGCAUGUUUGCUGUUCUCCCUAUUUCUUUGGUUCUCCGGUUCGCUGUUGAAUAAAGCUGUGCUACGUAUCUUGUUCAGUUACACAGGGUGGAUGUACGCAUCCCGGAAACGGACAAACUGGUAUGACAUGUUGUGGAUGUACCUAGUAAUUCUCUUCAAGUCCAAACACCCACGACUUUAUGGCUACCAGUACUCUCUGCCGAAUCUCCCUUUGCCGAGUCUCCGGGAUACAACUGAUCGAUACUUACUUUCGGUGCGGCACUUGCUGCCAGCCGAGGAGUAUGAGGAGCGAGUACGACAGGCGGAACAGUUUCGAAAGGGACCAGGUCGAAAACUUCAGUUUUUCCUAUGGAUGAAAACUUGGUUCACCAGCAAUUAUGUUACUGACUGGUGGGAGGAUUACGUGUAUCUGGCCAGCCGUGAGCCGAUAAUGGCCAACAGCAACUUUUACGGUGUGCAGUGGAAGUUCACUCGUGCGGUCCGACCCACCCAAUCCGCUCGUGCCGCCCUGCUAACCUACUUGUUUCUGAAGGUGCGCGAGAAGAUUACCAGGGAAGAAUUGGAGCCACUUCUGGUGAACAAACUUGUACCACUGUGUUCUUGGCAGUACGAGCGCCCGUUCAACACAACACGUAUACCCUGUGUGGAAAAAGAUAAACUAAUCCACCUAUCCGAUUCCAAUCACAUUGCUGUCUACCAUCGUGGUCGGUACUAUCGUUGUCCUGUGCUCGUUGAUGGGCAUCAUCUCUCUGCAGCGGAGUUUGAGUACAUGUUCAAUCGUAUCCUGUAUUCGGACGAUUCGCCUCCUGCCAUCGGUGAAGAAAAGCUUGCCGCUUUUACCGCCGGUCCGCGAGAUGCUUGGGCGAUUGCUCGAUCGACUUUCUUUUCCAGUGGGAUAAACCGCACAUCACUUGACGCGAUCGAACGAGCCGCCUUCUUUCUAGCUCUGGAUGAUGAGGAACGUGAUCUGGACUCGGACGUCAAUGAGGAUCUUUCUUAUCUUAGCAAAACGUUCCUCACGGGCAACUGUUACAACCGCUGGUUUGACAAAUCAUUCACCUUGAUUGUGCUACCCAAUAGUUCGUAUUCCUGGAUUUCCGAGGUGAAUUCGACUCCGUUGAUCGGUCUGUUCUUCUUGCCACGCUUGCCCACUAAGGAACGCCCCGUAAACUUCCGGACGUGUGAGAGUGUACGCGUUCUCAUGUUCGAAGAGGCGGAGAAGGCGCAAGUAUUCUUGGACGAACUGACCAAAGUCAUCCCGUCCUCUGGUAUGCACUUUGCACCCACAAAGUGUAAGGUCAUGCUCGUGGACGUGCAGUCACCGAACACGCCACUUACAAUCCAGGGAGAGGCGCUGGAAUUUGUGGAGCGCUUUACUUAUCUUGGAAGUUGUAUUAGUUCUGACUGUAGUGUGACAGGUGAGGUGAAUGCACGAAUCUGCAAGGCUCGGGCCGCGUUUGCUAACUUGAGACACCUAUGGCGUCUGAAUGGUUUAUCCCUGAAUCUGAAGGGACGUGUCUACCAAGCUUCAGUAUGGGCUGUUUUGUUGUAUGGCUGUGAGACUUGGCCUAUUCGAGCAGCGGAUCUGAGACGUCUUCAGGUGUUCGACAAUCGUUGUCUCAGAACCAUAGCUCGUUGCGAGCGUCAUUCACUUCCAAUCGUCUCCCACUUCACUUUCUUCGUCUUUAGGGGUGACGCUCCAAUCCUGACCUAUUUGAUCGAGUUCAUCUGCGCCGAAGAGAAUGCUGGGGUCGAGCAGAACACACCAGGUCUCCAUUAUACAGCCUCUGGCUCUUGCGAUGGGCCUGUUUCUAAACAAAUUUGGCCGACAAGGCUUCGUUGGGAUAUCCCACCCGAAUGUGUACAAGCCAUCGAAGCCUCAUACAAUAUUGCGCGCAGUCUGGCUGAUUCAAUAGAUCUGUACGUGAUGCGAUUUCGCGAUUUCGGAAGUGGCUUCAUGAAGAAGGCUGGUUACUCUCCAGACGCAUUCAUGCAAAUCUCCCUACAACUCGCGUAUUUCAUGGACACUGGAGAUUUCGCACUCGUUUACGAGUCAUCCAUGACCCGAAUAUUUCGCGAGGGACGGACAGAAACGGUCCGCUCGUGCUCGGCGGAAGUUGUAAAAUUUAUCCGGGCCAUGUCGGACAACUCCACUACAGCCGAACACUGCAUCGAACUACUUCGUGACGCUACUAAUCGUCACGUGAGAUUGGUACGGGAUGCCAUGUCUGGCAAGGGAGUUGAUCGCCAUCUGUUUGCCCUAUAUGUUGUUUCCAAGUUUCUUCAUAUGGACGAUCAAUUUUUGAAGAAGGUGCACAGCGAUCCCUGGCGGUUGUCCACUAGUCAAACGCCAAUCAACCAGACGGGCAGAUUGUCAUUUCCCGCCGACCAUCCGGACGUCGAUCGCGGUUGUGGUGGAGGGUUUGGACCGGUGGAUAAGAAUGGCUAUGGGGUUUCGUACAUUUUUGCCUCGGAUAACUGCAUAUGUCUACACAUUUCUUCGAGCUUCGGGUGUCCGAACACUUCCUCUGAGCGAUUUGCAAGAACCAUCGCUCUUGCAUUAAACCGUAUUCGUGCUUUGGUAUCAGCUCCACGACUAUCAAGUGGAGUAUCCGACAUUUACUGAACAGAUUAUCUCGUUUUAUCGAAUAACCGCCGUCCUUUGUUCCCCCUUCCUCCUUGAGUUCCUGUGGUCCACUCUGGGUCUCGGAAACACCAACUGUAACCUCAUUUAUGGCUCUUCCAUACUACCAGUAUUUCUUUAAACAUUUGAUUUUAGUUAUGACAUUUUUUUAUUUGACUCAAAUGUAACGGCUU